AUGUCAUUUGCUUCAAGGAGUUUGAAAGAGCAGUAUCGUCAAGUCAGGAGGAAAAUAAAAUGCAUUAUCACUCUGUAUUGUUUACAUCUGAUGAAGACAAAUAUGACAACCACAACGCUUCUGGUAGUCCUAUGUAGUUUCUACGUUGCUUCAGGAGUGAACCACACUCAUCAGUAUUUCUAUACUGCCACGACUGGCAUCCCAAACUUCCCAGAGUUAGUAAUUGUUGGUGUUGUGGAUGACCAACAGUCUGUCCAAUAUGACAGCUUCACCAAGAGAAUGGUCCCAAAAGAGUGGCUGGCUAAUGAAGUACCCUCUGAUCACUGGAAUGUUGUAACGGACUCAGUAGCUGAAUUUGCGCCUCGAUUUAAAGUCGACAUAGCUGAUCUAACAUUUCGCCACAACCAGACUGAAGGUGUGCACACGUGGCAGAACAUGUGUGGCUGUACGUGGGAUGACGAGAGUAAAGCUGUGGAUUAUUUUGAUCAGUAUGGUUAUGAUGGAGAAGACUUUAUCUCACUGGAUCUGAAGAAUCUGAGAUACAUCGCAUCAAAUCAAAAGGCUUUCCUAACAAAAACCAACUGGGAAUAUGGCAGGCCUGAUCUUUACAUGUGGGAGAAUUACUACCCCCAGCGCUGCAUUGAGUGGUUGAAGAAGUAUUUGCAGUAUGGGAACAGCACUCUGGGGAGAACAGUCUCCCCUGAGGUCACCCUCUUCCAAAAGGACUCGGGAGUGGUGUGCCAUUCCACUGGUUUCUAUCCUGACGGAGUGGUGAUCACGCUGAAGGGGAUGAGGGAUGGAGUGGACAUGCAUAAAGACGUUAAUAUGUGGGAGACGCUGCCCAAUGGGGAUGGAACCUUCCAGAAGAGAGCUGAGCUUACAGUGUCAUUUGAGGAGAGGAAGAAGGGACAGUUCACCUGUGAGGUGGCCCACAAGAGCGGAAAGCCCAUUGUUAAGACCUUGAUUGUGGAAGAUGGCAAGAACCUUGUUGGCAUCAUCAUUGGCUGUGUCAUCGCUGCUGCAUCGCUGCUCGUCAUGAUCGGUGUGGUUGUUGCCAUUGUCAUGAUGAAGAAGAAAGGAGUUGCAGUAGAAGGUUCCGGACUAUCAAGACCAAAACCUUGCGCCAACUGAACAGUUUUUUCCACACAAACAAGCCCCCUGAAUCACACUGACUCUGCCCCCCCCCCCCCCCCCCACACACACACACACACACAUAUAUACACAUUCACACAAAUGCACUACAGCGUAAAUUAUUUAUAUACUGCACUUUGCUAAAUCCAAUUCACUGCAUCUUAGCCCUGCACAUGCCCAAUUUAUUUAUUAUUAUUUAUUAUUCGAUCUUGUAAAACAUUUCUUUUAUUCUUAUUUUUGCUCUUUUGUUAGUAUGAUUAUAUGUUUUA
Molecule: messenger RNA, 1400 nt
Organism: Clupea harengus (Atlantic herring)
Lineage: Eukaryota; Metazoa; Chordata; Actinopteri; Clupeiformes; Clupeidae
Product: class I histocompatibility antigen, F10 alpha chain-like
Biological process (GO): immune response
Cellular component (GO): external side of plasma membrane
Source: RefSeq, a predicted model, not a curated record